AUGCAGGUGUCUUUUGCAUGCACGGACCACGGGCUUAAAGCCCCACGUAACGGUGAGCACAGUAAGCAGAACGCUACCAGCCCCAACACAGCCAGCCAGGCCCGUGCACGCUUCCGCACUGUGGCCCUGAUAGCUCGCAGCCUGGGUUCCUUCACCCACCGCUACCAUCACAACCUCAAGGAGUCCACGGCCAAGCUCACUGGCAUGAAGUACCGGAAUCUGGGGAAAUCUGGGUUGCGGGUUUCCUGUCUGGGGCUUGGCACGUGGGUGACAUUUGGAGGUCAGAUCUCUGAUGAGGUGGCAGAGCAAUUGAUGACUAUCGCCUAUGAAAGCGGGGUCAACCUUUUCGACACGGCUGAAGUGUACUCCGGGGGGAAGGCAGAGAUCAUCCUAGGAAACAUCAUCAAGAAAAAGUGCUGGAGGAGAUCCAGCCUGGUGAUCACCACGAAGCUCUACUGGGGGGGAAAAGCAGAGACAGAGAGAGGCCUCAACAGAAAACACAUCAUUGAAGGUUUAAGGGGGUCCCUCCAGAGGAUGCAACUUGAGUACGUGGAUGUGGUUUUUGCUAAUCGGCCAGACAGCAACACUCCCAUGGAGGAGAUCGUGAGAGCGAUGACACAUGUGAUCAACCAGGGGAUGGCCAUGUACUGGGGGACGUCACGGUGGUCUGCCAUGGAGAUCAUGGAAGCAUACUCGGUGGCCAGACAGUUUAAUCUGAUUCCACCAGUGUGUGAGCAGGCUGAGUAUCACUUCUUCCAGAGGGAUAAAGUGGAAACCCAGCUACCAGAACUCUACCACAAGAUAGGUGUAGGUGUGGUCUCUUGGUCCCCUUUGGCUUGUGGAAUCAUCACUGGAAAAUAUGAGAAUGGAGUCCCAGAAUCUUCCAGGGCCGCAAUGAAGCCGUACCAGUGGCUGAGGGAGAAAAUAAUGAGUGAAGAUGGAAGAAAACAGCAAGCCAAGCUUAAAGAACUGGCUCAUAUCGCAGAGAAGCUCAGCUGUACUUUACCACAGCUAGCCAUAGCCUGGUGCCUGAGGAAUGAAGGAGUCAGCUCAGUACUGUUGGGAUCCUCGAAUCCAACCCAGUUAACAGAGAACCUGGGAGCCAUUCAGGUAAUUCCAAAGAUGACAGCAGGCAUUGCCACAGAAGUGGAUCAUUUACUGGGCAAUCGUCCACACAAUAAAAAGGACUACCACCAUUAGGAUGGACCCCCUUUUAGCAAACUAUGCUCCAAAAGCUUAUCAAAGCUAACUCUCACAGCCAUAGCACAAUAAGUCCGUGCCCAACUUUGCUCGUGUGCGCGUAUGACUGUGUGUGUGUGACUGUGUAAAGUGCUCUGCUUGGCUCCUUGUGUGUAUGAAGAUCAACCAGUACUCAUUG
Molecule: messenger RNA, 1378 nt
Organism: Scomber japonicus (chub mackerel)
Lineage: Eukaryota; Metazoa; Chordata; Actinopteri; Scombriformes; Scombridae
Gene: kcnab1b
Product: potassium voltage-gated channel subfamily A regulatory beta subunit 1b
Exons: 14
Coding region: 1-1200 (399 amino acids)
Biological process (GO): potassium ion transport; transmembrane transport; negative regulation of delayed rectifier potassium channel activity
Cellular component (GO): membrane; extrinsic component of cytoplasmic side of plasma membrane; voltage-gated potassium channel complex
Molecular function (GO): potassium channel regulator activity; voltage-gated potassium channel activity; transmembrane transporter binding
Source: RefSeq, a predicted model, not a curated record